ACCGUUUUUUCGAUUUGAAAUUGUUUAAUGUUUUGCAUUUUUGAAACUCCUUAUUAUGUUUUCCUAUAAAUUUUAAAUAUUUUUAUUACUUUUAUUGUAAAAACUAGCUUAACAAUCAUGGAUUAUUCAACAAUAAGCAAUAAAACUACAAUAACAGAGGCGGAAGAUCUAACAGGUGGUGAAAUCAGUGAAAAGUAUUAUUUGCUGCGUAAACAGUACGAGAACUUAUCGAGCACCUACGAUGCAAUAAAACAGGAGCUCCACGAUACGAGGCGGAGUUACCAAACAGCUUUGGACGUCCAGAGCCACUUGACUGCUGAGUUAGAAAGUUUUCAGGCUGACGAACAAAGGCGACGGAAUGAGUUCAAUUCCCGUAUUUCUGCGCUUCAAGAAGACAUUUCAGCUUUAAGGCUAGAACGAAUAGACCUAACAGAACAGCAUGCGAAGGAGAUUAAGAAGUUAGAGGUGGAAAAUAAGCGGUUAAGAGAGGAGCAAGAAGUGAUAGCGCGGGAGUCGCCAGUUCGUGAUAAUUCGGAGUUGGAUGAAGUCCGGGCAGCUCUAUCAACGGUUACGUUGGAGGCAAAUGCAGUGAAACAAUCUCUUGAGGAGGCCCGCGCGGAACUUGGGUCCUGGCAGCUAAAAGUAGAGGAACUAGUAACAGAAGUAGCAGAGCUCCGUGCUGCGGCAGACAUCAGGAGGGAGGAACUGCAUGCAGCUGGUGAGCGUGAGGCAGCUGCUCUGGCCGAUUUGGCUGAAGCCAGGGCUUUGUUACAUCAAAUUGACUCACCAGACUUACAACCACAUGCUGUAAAAGGGAACUCAUUAUUUGCUGAGGUGGAGGACAAGCGCCAGGAAAUGGCCAAAAAUCUAAUACAGAUGAAACAAACUAAUUCUAGAUUGCGGCGCGACCUAGCCAAUAAGCAAGCAGAGCUGGAAGCAUUGUUGCAUGAGAAGCAGACAAUAUGGGAGCAGCAGGCCGGAGCUGCUGCACACUACGACAGAGAGCUUAUAGAAAACUAUGAAGAACGUAUAACGCAACUGGAAGGUUUAUGCGAGCGGCAGAGGCGAGAGCUAUCUCGCUGGUUCGGCAAACUGUGCGAGCCCACUGCGCAGGGCUGGCUGCCUGGUGUCUUGGACCAUUUGAAAUCUGAAUGUGAACAGUUACGCUUAGAAGUUUUAUCAAGAGGUGCCGCCCAACUAGCAAGUGCAGCGCAAGUGAGAGAGCUGCGAAGGAAAAUCGCCCAUCUGACCGCCAACAGUACCAAGCAAUCGCCCAUACAACAGAUCGGCGAUAAGGACGAGAGUUGCGUGCAAAAGUAUACCGCGCUGAUCAAGAAACCUGUAGUUGACGAUGUUAGGAAAAAAGUAUCCUUCAAUUAGACUAAGGUUAAGUGAACUGUAUCCGUCUUUAGUUUAGAAAAUAGAAACAUAUCUAUCGGACUUCCGCUUGCAAUUAAAAUUCAAAUUCAAAAUAUUUUUAUUCAAUUAGACUUUUACAAGUUCUUUUGAAUCGUCAAAAGCAUCUACCACUGGUUCGGAAUGCCUCUCCUACCGAGAAGAACCAGCAAGAAACUCGGCUAAUAAUAUGUGAUGCAUUGAAUUAAGGUAUAGGGGGCAUUUCAAAAAUCGGUAAAGUUCGAGUCAUCAUAAUUAUCGUUCCAGCGUCGAAAUGUCACGGAAUUCCGCUAGAUUUGUCCGUAGCCUAAUUUUUACAAAAUUGUAUAGUAAAAAAAUCGCAUACAAAUAAAUGCCUAAGUACAUUGAA
Messenger RNA from Maniola jurtina (meadow brown), 1765 nucleotides. RefSeq names its product protein Spindly (gene Spindly). The record is from RefSeq and is a predicted model, not a curated record. NCBI's taxonomy places the organism in Eukaryota, Metazoa, Arthropoda, Insecta, Lepidoptera, Nymphalidae. Bases 118 to 1380 code for a protein of 420 amino acids. The transcript has 6 exons.